Branchiostoma floridae (Florida lancelet) is the source of this 2097-nucleotide messenger RNA. Its product is annotated as tripartite motif-containing protein 2-like. Gene Ontology annotation, cellular component: nucleoplasm; chromatin. Lineage: Eukaryota; Metazoa; Chordata; Leptocardii; Amphioxiformes; Branchiostomatidae. The record is from RefSeq and is a predicted model, not a curated record. Gene Ontology annotation, molecular function: protein binding; ubiquitin-protein transferase activity; zinc ion binding. The coding region runs from base 1 to 2097 and encodes 698 amino acids. The transcript is spliced from 5 exons. Gene Ontology annotation, biological process: positive regulation of DNA-templated transcription.
AUGGGUAAGAGUCAGGUUGUGGGAAGUGAAGUGAAAACCUCCCAUACUGUAUACCUGACCAUGUUCCAGUGUGCUGUAGGACCUGGCAGCUAUCCUGUGUGCCUGUCCAUAUUCCAGGAGGACCUGUCCAUGUUCCUGUGCUACCUGCCAGUAAUCCUGUGUACCUGUUUGUAUUCCAGGAGGAUCUGUCAGCUGUUCACAGAGAAGAGAACAUCGGACUUGACUAGUGAAAUGUACUACAGUUGUCUCGAGAACAUCCCGGCAACCGGCGGUGCGUUGACGUGUCCAACGUGCGGCCAGGACACCCCUCUGUCACAAGGCGGCGUACAGAGUUUGCCGGACAACACUCUUGUGGCAAAGCUGUAUGUACAAAGGGAUCCCAACACAAAGGUUGUAAGAGCCAGUUGCACGGACUGUGAGUCAGACGAGAAAGAUGCUGCAUUCUACUGUUUUCAGUGCAUGAAGUAUCUCUGCGUGGCUUGUGAGGAAGCCCACAGGCUGACGGACACCUUUAACCGUCACGAACUGUGGAUAGCGGACAACCUGUCAGAAACACAGAAGGUGGUUGCCACCGAGAGCUCGAGCGAAGCGACGAAGUGUAAAGACCAUGGCGAGGUGAGCGUUCUCUACUGUAACACUUGCCGUGAGGUUCUCUGCGCACACUGUGUCGUCAAAACACACAAGCUGCACGAUUUCGUCGAGAUAACGGAAGCCAGGGAGAAGGGGCUGAAGCGAAUCGAGAAAGGAAUCGACGAGGCACAGUUUUGCGUGGAGAACCAGCGGAGAAAACUCGACAUGGCGGAGGAGACUGCGAAGAGGGCGUCGGAACAGUAUGAUACAUCUCGCCAACAAAUUCACGAGCGUUCCCAGUAUCUUAUCCAGCUCGUACGCGAGUCAGAAGAACGCUGUCUCAAAGAGCUGGAAGAAAAUCUCAAGUACAAGGUAGAGAGUACAUCUGGAAAGCAAGAAGAGCUUCUAGAUUCCUACAAGACCCACAUAGACCUCUCCCAAACACUUUUAGCCCACGGUAACUCAACGGAGAUAUUGUCCCUUAGCGGUUGUCUGGCAGAUCGACUGGACAGUUUGAAGAUGAAAAGCUUUGAAUCGGGAAACAAAGACGGACUAUCAACAAAAGCAUCCAAAGGCCUCACUUUUGAAGUAGAGAGGGAAGAUGUCAAAGCCGAAGUCGAGUCGCUUUUUGGUCAAGUAGGGAAGACAGAUAACUUCAUGGAAGAGACCUCUCCGCGGGAAAAUCGGGAAGAAACUGUGACGUCACUGGGAGGACUGACCACUCAAUGGAAGAGCGGCAGACCACGGUCAUUCAGUCUAGCGGUCACCGCCCCCGGUGACGUCAUCGUCGCCGGGCAACGAGUGCUGAAGAUCUUCAACGGAGAGACCUUUGACGUCAGAAAAACCGUUGACUUGACCUUCGAACCUAAGGACGUGGCGUAUUCAAACGACAACGUGUACGUCACAGGAGAUGGAAGCAACAUCCACAUCUUUACCAGUGGUGGGGCGGAGAAAGACGCCGUUAAUGUAGAGGAUGCCGAUCAACGGUAUAGUACGCAGGGUAUAGCAGCAAACAAGCCUGGCCAUAUCAUAGUGUCUAUGGGUGCACAGGUGUAUGUGUUACUUCCUAACGGUGGCAUUGAAUGCAGUUUUGUGGGAAGCGAGGAGCUCAAAAAGUUGCUGACCCGUAAAACUGUACGAUCUGCCUGGAGGCUGUACAUUGCCACCAACAGUAGAGACCAAAUCAUCAUCAGUGAUCCGAGUAGUAACAACAUCAGUGUGUUUGAUAUGGUGGGGAAUCGUGUGGGUACCAUAGCAGGGUAUGGUAAAGGGGACGGACAACUCUUCUGCCCUACCGGUGUUUUCGUGGAUGGUGACGACAACAUAAUUGUAGCAGAUUGCCGUAACGAUCGCGUGUCAAAGUUCGGUCGGGAUGGAACAUUCGUCAAGCACGUGAUCACCAAGCAUGACGGGCUGUUUGCACCAAUGGGCGUGGCUCUAUCACGUGAUGGGCGGUGUCUAAUUGUUUCUAGUCUGUUUGACUGCAUGCACAUAAAAGUUAACGGUUUUUCAUACUACGUGUGCUAG